Messenger RNA from Lepus europaeus (European hare), 3930 nucleotides. RefSeq names its product G protein-coupled receptor kinase 3 (gene GRK3). Gene Ontology annotation, biological process: regulation of signal transduction; protein phosphorylation; G protein-coupled receptor signaling pathway. NCBI's taxonomy places the organism in Eukaryota, Metazoa, Chordata, Mammalia, Lagomorpha, Leporidae. The record is from RefSeq and is a predicted model, not a curated record. The transcript is spliced from 21 exons. The coding region runs from base 26 to 2092 and encodes 688 amino acids. Gene Ontology annotation, molecular function: G protein-coupled receptor kinase activity; G protein-coupled receptor binding; ATP binding.
GCCGCCGCCGCCGCCGCUCGCCAACAUGGCGGACCUGGAGGCCGUGCUGGCCGAUGUGAGCUACCUGAUGGCCAUGGAGAAGAGCAAGGCCACGCCGGCUGCCCGCGCCAGCAAGAAGAUCGUCCUGCCCGAGCCCAGUAUCCGGAGUGUGAUGCAGAAGUACCUUCAGGAAAGAAAUGAAAUAACCUUUGACAAGAUUUUCAAUCAGAAAAUCGGUUUCUUGCUAUUUAAAGACUUUUGUUUGAAUGAGAUUAACGAAGCUGUACCUCAGGUGAAGUUUUAUGAAGAGAUCAAAGAGUAUGAAAAGCUCGACAACGAAGAGGACCGCCUGUGUCGAAGUCGCCAAAUCUACGACGCCUACAUCAUGAAGGAGCUGCUAUCCUGUUCGCACCCAUUCUCGAAGCAAGCUGUGGAGCAUGUGCAAAGUCAUCUGUCCAAGAAGCAGGUGACGUCCACCCUGUUCCAGCCAUACAUAGAAGAAAUCUGUGAAAGUCUUCGAGGCAACAUUUUUCAAAAGUUUAUGGAAAGUGACAAGUUCACUAGAUUUUGUCAGUGGAAAAACGUAGAAUUAAAUAUCCAUUUGACCAUGAAUGAUUUCAGCGUCCACAGGAUCAUCGGGCGGGGAGGAUUUGGUGAAGUGUAUGGCUGCAGGAAAGCAGACACUGGAAAAAUGUACGCGAUGAAGUGCUUGGAUAAGAAGAGGAUCAAGAUGAAACAAGGAGAAACGCUGGCCCUGAACGAGAGGAUCAUGCUGUCUCUUGUCAGUACGGGAGACUGUCCUUUCAUUGUGUGUAUGACCUAUGCCUUCCACACUCCAGAUAAACUCUGCUUCAUCCUGGACCUGAUGAACGGGGGCGACCUGCACUACCACCUCUCCCAGCACGGGGUAUUCUCCGAGAAGGAGAUGCGGUUCUACGCCACCGAGAUCAUCCUGGGGCUGGAGCACAUGCACAACCGCUUUGUUGUCUACAGGGAUCUGAAGCCCGCAAAUAUCCUCCUGGACGAGCACGGACACGUGAGGAUCUCGGACCUCGGGCUCGCCUGCGAUUUCUCCAGGAAGAAGCCACACGCGAGCGUGGGCACCCACGGGUACAUGGCUCCCGAGGUGCUGCAGAAGGGGACGGCCUACGACAGCAGCGCCGACUGGUUCUCCCUGGGCUGCAUGCUCUUCAAGCUGCUUCGAGGCCACAGCCCUUUCAGGCAGCACAAAACCAAAGACAAGCACGAGAUCGACCGGAUGACGCUCACCGUGAACGUGGAGCUCCCUGACACCUUCUCCCCGGAGCUGCAGUCUCUCUUGGAAGGCCUGCUCCAGCGAGACGUGGACAAGCGGCUGGGCUGUCACGGAGGCGGGGCGCAGGAAGUGAAGGAGCACAGCUUCUUCAGAGGCGUCGACUGGCAGCACGUCUACUUGCAGAAGUACCCACCGCCCUUGAUUCCUCCCCGCGGAGAAGUCAACGCUGCCGACGCCUUUGACAUCGGCUCCUUUGACGAAGAGGACACCAAAGGCAUCAAGCUGCUGGACUGCGACCAAGAGCUGUACAAGAACUUCCCCUUGGUCAUCUCCGAGCGCUGGCAGCAGGAAGUCGCCGAAACGGUGUACGAAGCAGUGAACGCGGACACGGAUAAAAUCGAGGCCAGGAAGAGAGCGAAAAAUAAGCAGCUUGGCCACGAAGAAGACUACGCCCUGGGCAGAGACUGCAUCAUGCACGGGUACAUGCUGAAGAUGGGCAGCCCCUUCCUGACGCAGUGGCAGCGGCGCUACUUCUACCUCUUCCCCAACCGGCUCGAGUGGAGAGCGGAGGGCGAGUCUCGGCAAAGUUUGCUGACAAUGGAGCAGAUCGUAUCUGUGGAAGAAACGCAGAUUAAAGACAAAAAGUGCAUCUUGUUCAGAAUAAAGGCAGGGAAGCAGUUCGUCUUGCAGUGUGAGAGCGAUCCAGAGUUUGUGCAGUGGAAGAAGGAGUUGACGGAGACGUUCACGGAGGCCCAGCGGCUCCUGCGCCGGGCGCCCAAGUUCCUCAACAAACCCCGACCGGGCGUCGUGGAGCUCUCCAAGCCACCCCUGUGUCACAGGAACAGCAAUGGCCUCUGACACUCCGGGGGCAGACGCGUCCUCCAGGAGUCAGCCCCGGGGGGCCUGGGCCCUUGAAUCAGAGCCUGCGGGAGAAGGUGCCCACGCAGGGGUCUCUCCGUGGCUGGCGAAGACCCAAGGCGCCAGGGUGCUCCUAGUAGGAGUGGGGAGCACGCCCCAGCCAGGGCCAGCCCAGCCAGGGCCAGCCUGGCCCCCUGCUGGACAGCCUCUGUCCACGCUCCAAACUACUGAGGGAAUCCAAGUUCUUUCUUGGCUACACACUGAUUUUGGUAUCUAUGAACCUAGAACUUGAGGUGACUCCUACGUAACUGUCUAUGUCUGGUACCAAACAUACCUUGGACUUUCUGGGAUGGAACUGAAACGUGUGCAGCAUUGGGCGAUGGGUUGCCCGAAGCGUUGCCGGAUGCCAUGGGGUAGCUGGCCACCGCGGGUUCUCCGUGUCCGAGCUCUGAGCUCCGGGCCGUGUUGCUGCUGUGCCCUCGAACCCAUGUCCCAUCUUCAUCCUGGGACUCCAAGUUGAAGAUGCCCCCUGGCCAGGGUGCCCUCGGGGCCUGGCACGCCUGCCCCGCCCCCGACAUCUGCUCUGAGGGGCCCCCACUUCCCUGGGGGUGAUGGGCUCACAUUCUCAGAAUGUAUGGGAGUCGCGAAUGAUCCAAGACACUCCUCGGUCAAUCACUGGAAAGGUUUUGCAGGGAUUCCGCUGGAGAACGGUGGAGUUUGAGAUUUCAGGGGCAAACAGCGAUUUUCAAACCCCCACCCCCCCAACAAGUGCAGUGUGCUAUGAUAGCCGGCACCUUCCCGCGUCUGUCUCGGGUCCGGACGGGCGGCCGUGGGCUCCUCCUGUCCGACCCAGGAGGCAUCAGUCAGGGAUGUGUCAAAGAAGAAAAAGAAUUGCUUCGUUUUACGUAGUGUCAUUUAAGAUGAAUUUGAUCUGGGGAAAAAAGACUGCGGGAGACUGGCCGUGUCCCCACGAGUCAGGGCUGUGCGUCAGCGCGUCCGCCCGCCUCUCCCCGCCACGGAGCACCCCUGGGCACUGCAUGACUCUGCCGUAGAGUCCCAGCCGGGCCCUCCCCCGUGCCCCGCUGACGCCGCCAAAUAAAUGCUGGGUCAUAGAAACCAGCCAAGUCCCCCUUUGUCCACAGGCUGAAAAAUAAUAAUAAUUUCAAAAGUCCAUGCUUGUCCUGUUCUUGGUAGAGUUUUCUUGUAUGUCUCUGUUAACGACUAACAGCAUAAAGAAGUUGACUCCAGGAUUAUUUGCAGCCUGCCCUGGCUGUGGCGGGUGAUUCCACGGUCUUUGUUUUCCUGACUGCGUGCUCCGCCCAGCGGGGAAGGAAGCACUUGUUCACAGAACCGUAUUUGGAGCAUUUGGAAGUUCAUCCGCGGGAAGGAUCUGUGGUUUCGUAGGAACCACUUUGGGGAAAAAAUAUUGGAGUUCUUUAUCCUUCCCAGUUCCUGAUUGGGGUUUCAGUAAACACGUCCUCCGUUGCGCCGUCUCCGGGGCACCAGGCGCGUGUACGGUUCACGUGUGUUCCCUGAUUACAAAGGAAGAAUAGUGUGCAGAUUCUGUUCUUUAAAAAAAACAAAACAAACAAAAAACACAGCGCCACCACCAGGGACGGAGGACAGAGAAGCAGUUGCUCUCUUUAAGAGGCGCUGUCUUCCCAGCUGUGGCGCUCACAGCUGUGGCUGUUGAGGGUUCCAUGUGCUCAUCCCUGCUGGGCAGGCAGCACCCACGGCUCUGGCCUGGCCUCCCUGGGGGCAGGGGCCGGGACUCCAGCCGGAGCCGGGCAGCAGCUCCUCGCGAGCAUCUCUGUUCGGAGCCAUCAGUGAACUGCCAC